AUGGAAAGUUCAAGUUUACAAGCACUUCUAUCCAUAUCAGAAGAGAUGGAAGAACCAUGGCCAAAGAAACUCAAAACAGAUGGUCAAGUGAGCUCAAAUGAGCAGAGGCAGUUGCUAAAAAGUUUAUGCUAUGCAGAUAAGAAAUCACCAAACAUGCAUCUAGGUUUUCCUGAAGGAUCUUGGGAUUUUAGUCAAAUCAAUUUGGAAUUGCAAGAGAAAGACAGCACAAAAACCAACUUAAGACAGUAUCUACAUUUUAGACUUUGCAUGAAUGCCAAUUUGCAUUCCAGAUUGUUAGGAAAUACACCAUUCAUAGAAAAAUGGGCACUUGAAAAUGAUUGCUGUAGCAAUUUAAAAGAUUCUGGUUCUGAAUUUAAUGAAAAUAAUAAUUCAUGGGUCACAAAACCAAAACCUUGGACCAUUUUUGCUAAAGAAAAAGAAAAAUCAAUAGACAGUGGCAACAUUUCAAAGGAGAUUGAGUUACCAUCAAUAAAUACACUUUCUUAUGGCAUCUUGGCAGAAAACAUUGUUGUAAGACUAGAAUAUUUACUUACAGAUGUGCCAGCAUUUCAAACUAAUGAAAAUGGCACAGGUUGUCAUCAUGUACAUGGAGAACAAAACCAUAUUCCCAAACCAGUUGCAGAUGGUAGAAGAAUCAGUGGCAAACCCCCACUGCUGUGUUUGCUAGCUGGCAAUUUCAUGAAAGGAAGAAAAUCAAACACUGGAUCAUUGUUAUAUGAAUAUAAAAAUGUUGUGGGUGAGGAUGAAAAUAUUUUAUUCCGCAAAAAGCAAACAAAUGCCUUGGCAAAGAAUAACUUAAGAAGGAACAAAGUAUAUAAGCACAUGUAUAUAUCUUAUUCAAGAAGCUGCGGAGUUGUAAAUACCAAAUUAGUAAAAUGUGCUGCUUUUGAGUUAUUUCUACAUGAUUGCAGCACUGCAGUUAAAAAGAAUGCCUCAAUAUGCAACCAUUUUUUUCUGCUCAAUACCCAACAAAGGGAAAUAUCCAAUGGCACCAGUACUAUGGAACACUUCGAAUUUUCCAGAUAUACUAUAGAAGAUGGUAUCUUUUCAGUAGUUGGUAAUGAAAAAGAACAAAUGGCAAGGCAACUUGUAAUUUCUAACAAACACAUUUUUCCAGAGAAUGAUUUUCACAACUCUACUUUAUGGGGGGAAAGGUUGUAUAGUCCUAUAGUGCACAAGCUGACAGCAAACUUCAGACUAUUUAACUAUUUGACUUCAGCUCCACUCAAAUUUGGGAAGUGCAGUAUUCAACAAUCAAAUAUUCCAGUGGUGAGUACAAUGGAACCAAAUAUACAAAAGAGAACUGGAAAAUUCUUCAAUGAAAACAAUGCUUUUCCUGUUAAAAAAUUUAUAGCUUCUCAUUUUAUUCUAAGAGCACAUAGCAAAGCAAAAGCAAGCAUAAGCAAAUAUGUCCCAGAAUAUAUAAGAACUUGUAGCAGAGCAAUGAUGAACAAAACAAGGAAGGGUAAUUGUGAAGACUGUGGUUCUACUGAAAUGAAAGUCAAUUUUUAUCCGUUUGACACAUAUAAACAAAUUUGCCUCAGUACUGAUUCAGAGGAAAUUUCAUUUAUAGGAAAUGUGAUCUUUAAUGUUGAAAAUAAUAAAAAAUAUAGCAAAGGAUAUUUUGUUCCUGAUAAAAGAAUAACUUGUAGUGGCUCUGAUACAUUGACUUAUAAUUGUGUUCUCCCUCAGUUAUAUACAAUUUGCAAUCCUUUUUUGGAACAGAAAAGCCAAAGUAAAAAGUCUCAGUAUCCCAAAGAUAUAAACAACAAUAGUCAAAGGCACAUGUGUGAAGACAACAACAUGCACUUCCCUAUUAAUGGCCUUAAUUCUGGAAAUGUACUUAAAUAUAAUGGUGACCAGUAUUUUACUUCAACUGUUUCUUAUGAACUUUGCAUAGAUCAAAAUAGACCAGGGAGCGUCAGAGCUCAGCAUUACAAGAUUUCCCAGCAUGGAAAAAGAAGAAAAGCAAGUGGCUUUGUAUUUGAAAAUAAUAAUAGUGUUUUACCAUACUACCCUGUUUGUAGUUCUAGAAUCUCUAAGAACUUGAAACAUCCUAUAGUUAAAAAAGUAGAAAAUCUGAAUUUAUUGCUUCAGAAAACUAUUUUACCAAACAGCACUCAUAAUCCAGAGCUAGCAUCUGUGAAACAAAAUGCCAAAGAUGUGGAUAAGAAAGAAAAUUCUACUUUUGAGCAGAGUUGUGUAAGCAAAAAGAAAUCACCUCAGAAUAUAACAACGCUAUGUUUCAAUUAUGGAUGUGGGGAAAGUGCUAGUUCUAAAGACAAUUAG
Molecule: messenger RNA, 2310 nt
Organism: Lacerta agilis (Sand lizard)
Lineage: Eukaryota; Metazoa; Chordata; Lepidosauria; Squamata; Lacertidae
Exons: 1
Coding region: 1-2310 (769 amino acids)
Source: RefSeq, a predicted model, not a curated record